This is a messenger RNA of Centruroides sculpturatus (bark scorpion), 3201 nucleotides long. RefSeq names its product serine/threonine-protein kinase D1-like. Gene Ontology annotation, molecular function: protein serine/threonine kinase activity; ATP binding. Gene Ontology annotation, biological process: protein phosphorylation. The transcript has 20 exons. Lineage: Eukaryota; Metazoa; Arthropoda; Arachnida; Scorpiones; Buthidae. Bases 212 to 2665 code for a protein of 817 amino acids. The record is from RefSeq and is a predicted model, not a curated record.
AGUUAGCUGUAGUGUUGGGGAAGGGAGGAUUAUUUUUGUAAUAAAUAUUAUGGUUUAUUUUAUAUCUUUAGUCUUAAAUUAGUUAUUUUGGCGGUAAGAUGUAUUAAAAACAAACGUGGUUUUUUUCCCUAUAAAGAUAUGUUUAACGUUAUUAGUUGACAAGAACUAAAUAAACUUUCAAGGUUGAUUCCUGUUUAUAAGUAAACAUAUAAUGGAUUCAACAGUGCCAACACUAAAUGUGCCUGGAGAGAUUACUUUCAUAUUACAGUGUGGACUUAUCAAAGAUUCAGUUACAGUUGAUGUUUCAGAUCUUAAUUUAAAAUCUUUGAAAAAUGUUGCCUGCAACUUUAUUGAUAAAAAGUUUCCAGAACAUGGUCUUAAUAAAUUAAAUGAGAGAUUGAUUCUUUUUCGUCAUGAUUAUAAUUCCACUAAUAUGCUUCUUCCUAUAAAUGUUGCUUCAGAUGUCACAGAAGGUUCACUUUUGGAAGUUGUUUUAUCAGCAAAUAAUCCAUCAGAUGAUGUACAAAUAAUGCCACAUUCUCUUAAUGUACACUCUUAUAAAUCUCCAACAUUCUGUGACUUUUGUGGAGAAAUGCUAUUUGGUUUAGUACGACAAGGUCUUAAAUGUGAAGGUUGUGGUUUAAAUUUUCAUAAGCGAUGUGCAUACAAAAUUCCCAAUAAUUGUACUCAUGCCAGAAGAAGAAAAUCAUCAACUAGUCUUUACCCUCGUGGUCAGUUAGACAAUUUACAACAUACAUCUAGUAGUAACACUUCAUUAUCAGAUGACAGCACAGCUUUGCUUAGUGGAUCACCUUCUCGAGAUAGAAGAUCACCUUCUGUCAACAUGGGUCGUCCUGCAUGGGUUGAACGUGAAUUAGCAGGAAGAAUUAGAGUACCUCAUACUUUUGUUGUUCACUCUUACACUCGACCAACAGUAUGUCAACAUUGCAAGAAAUUAUUAAAAGGUUUACUUCGUCAAGGAAUGCAAUGCAAAGAUUGUAAAUUUAAUGUUCAUAAACGGUGUAUGGAAAAAAUACCUAUGGAUUGUGCAGGUGAAGCACCAAAGGAAUGGGCUUUAGAAGCCUCUAAAAGCUCAGAAACAGAAAAUGGUAGUGAAAAAGAUAAUUGUGAUGAUGAUUCUGAUAAUGAUAAUGAAUUACUAAGUGCAAAAGGAAGUCAUUCAAACUGUAGUCCAGAUGAUGAAUCAAAACUUCCUGCAAACAUUCUUGGUUGUAUGGUGAACACAAUAGUUUGUGCAGAAAUGAUUGAACAGAUAUUUGUGCAUAUUGAUUGCUGUGAUUCAUAUUUGUGUAGAAGAGAGAACACUUUACCUAAAGUAACUGCUAGUUCGCCUAUUGAUAUUCCAUUAUCAGAAAUUUUAGCUGUCGAAUCGGCAAAAUCAAAUUUAAAUAAUGAAUCAGGAAAACACAGGCAUUGUUUUGAAUUGAGAACUGCUAAUAUUGAUUACUAUGUUGGAGAUGAUCCUAAUACUGCUCACAGUUGGGAAGUUACAAUUAGACAAGCACUUAUGCCUGUUACUACUCCAGUAUCUUCUAAUCAAAAUCAUGGUACCACAAAACCAGUUCAUGAUGAAAAAGGAAAAUCUUCAAAUAGUUCAGAGCAAGAUAUGGACAUUAGUUUACAGUAUCAAAUAUUUCCUGAGGAAAUGCUUGGGUCAGGACAGUUUGGAAUUGUUUAUGGUGGCGUUCACAGAAGCAGUGGACGAGCAGUUGCAAUUAAAGUUAUUGAUAAAUUAAGGUUCCCAACAAAACAGGAAGCACAACUAAAAAAUGAAGUAUCAAUUUUGCAAAAUAUUCACCAUCCAGGAGUUGUUAAUUUAGAUAAAAUGUUUGAAACACCAGAAAGAAUUUUUGUAGUUAUGGAAAAAUUAAAAGGUGAUAUGCUUGAAAUGAUUUUAUCAAAUGAAAUGGGACGAUUAUCAGAACGGAUUACAAAGUUUCUUAUAUUUCAGAUUUUAAUUGCAUUGAAACAUCUACAUUCUGAAAAUAUUGUUCAUUGUGACUUAAAACCUGAAAAUGUUUUGUUAUCAUCUGAUUCUGAUUUUCCACAGGUAAAAUUAUGUGAUUUUGGAUUUGCUCGUAUUAUUGGAGAACGAUCAUUUCGCAGAUCUGUUGUUGGUACACCUGCUUACCUUGCUCCUGAAGUUUUAAGAAAUAAAGGUUACAAUCGAUCAUUAGAUAUGUGGUCUGUAGGAGUCAUUAUUUAUGUUAGUUUAAGUGGUACUUUUCCAUUUAAUGAAGAAGAAGAUAUAAAUGAUCAGAUUCAAAAUGCUGCUUUUAUGUAUCCACCCAAUCCUUGGAAAGAAAUAUCUGCAGAAGCAAUUGAUUUAAUCAACAACUUGCUCCAGGUUAAAACAAGGAAAAGAUAUACUGUGGAUAAAUCACUCUGCCAUACAUGGUUACAGGACUAUCAAACAUGGUGUGAUUUAAGAGAAUUAGAAAAUCAAGUUGGCUGGAGAUAUUUAACUCAUGAAUCUGAUGAUGCUCGUUGGGAAGCCUAUCGUAGAGAACAUAAUUUACCUCCAUCUAUAUCUCAUACACAAAAUGAAGAUAAUGCUCCCCCACCAACAUAUAGUCUAACAACGUGUUCACAGUCUAGGCGAGAAGAAGACAACACUGGUAUGUUUGGUCGUAUUCGUCUUUAAAAAGAAGAGAAAGAUAUGAAUAAAACUGAUAUACGAAACUUGAAGCAGUUCUAUUCUGUGAUAUCUAUAGAAGAGACUUUUUUAUUUUGUUUUAUUGCAACAUUGGAAGAGUUGUUGAAAUCUUUUAAUAGAAAUCUGUUACAUAUUUUUGACUAUAAUCAUGUUUAAAAUGUUACUACAUCUACUCAAUUUACAUUCCAACUGUGGAACACAGGAGAAAAGGUACAAGUUUUAGAGAAUUUAUUUUCUAAAAGACAAAAGUAUUUUUAUAAAAAAAAUGCAGCUAUAAAUAAUAAUUCCUUCAUGUCAUAACAUAAAAUUCAAAUUUGGAAAACCAAAUUUUUAGUAAAAUCACAAAAAAAAAGCAUUGACAUUGUUAAGGUUGAGGUUGCUUCCAUAUUUUAUUCAGUAACUGGUUAUGGGAAUAUAUAUUGUAUGUGUAUAUAUGUAAACAAAUAAUGUGUCUUAAUAUGUAAAUAUUUCAUAAUGUCAGAUGAAUUUUUAGUUUCAUGCCAUCAUCAUAAAAUCUAGAAAAA